Messenger RNA from Sebastes umbrosus (honeycomb rockfish), 555 nucleotides. Its product is annotated as cytochrome b ascorbate-dependent protein 3-like. The transcript has 3 exons. Gene Ontology annotation, cellular component: lysosomal membrane. Gene Ontology annotation, molecular function: oxidoreductase activity. The record is from RefSeq and is a predicted model, not a curated record. The coding region runs from base 1 to 555 and encodes 184 amino acids. NCBI's taxonomy places the organism in Eukaryota, Metazoa, Chordata, Actinopteri, Perciformes, Sebastidae.
AUGAGGCCGUCUGUGUGUUUCUACGUCUCCUACGCGCUGUGCCUGUGUUUGGGCCUGCUCUGUCUGCUCUUUGUGAGCUACUGGAGCUCACACUGGCGUGGUGGUUUCUCCUGGGAUGGUUCAGCUCUGCAGUUCAACUGGCAUCCCGUCCUCAUGGUGUCUGGGCUGGUGGUUCUGUAUGGCAAUGCGGCUGUUGUGUAUCGCGUACCGUUCACCUGGAAGCAGGAGAAGCACAUCUGGAAGCUAGUGCAUGCUGGAUUGAUGCUUCUGGCUCUGCUGCUGUCCGUCCUGGGCCUGUGUGCUGUGUUUGACUUCCACAGAGUCCUCCACAUCUCUGAUAUGUACUCUGUGCACAGCUGGGUGGGCAUCUGCACCGUGGUAAUGUUUACAUUAGAGUGGGUUCUUGGUCAGGCUGGCUUCUUGCUUCCAUGUUCUCCGCCGUGGUUUCGUAGCACCCUGAAACCUGUCCACAUCUGGAUGGGGAAAGCAAUCCUGAUCCUCAGUGUGACCUCCUGCAUCAGUGGCAUCAAUGAGGAACUGCUCUUUUCUCUGUAA